UCCUGCGAGAGCCGCGCAGUUGCCGCCAUGGCGCCGAGCCGGAUAGCUGCAGCGUUCCCCUCAGCCGCCCUCCUCCUCCUUCUGCUGUUGGCCGUGGCGAGCGCUGGGUUGAGCGGCUACUUCGGUACCAAGUCCCGCUACGAGGAGGUGAACCCGCACCUGGUGCGCGAUCCGCUGUCGUUGGGUCCCACCGCGGGCGCGUCGCGGCUGCCCGCCGCCUGCACGCCGCUGCAGCUCCGCGCUUUGCUCCGCCACGGCACCCGUUACCCUACAGCCGGGCAGAUCCGCCGCUUGGGCGAGCUGCACGCCCGCCUCCUCCGUCGUCCCACCGCCGCGACAGCAGCAGACUGCCCCGCCGCCGCCGACCUGGCCGCCUGGCAGAUGUGGUACGAGGAGAGCCUCGACGGGCGUUUGGCGCCGCAGGGCCGGCGCGACAUGGAGCACCUGGCCCGCCGCUUGGCCGCCCGCUUCCCCGCCCUCUUCGCCGCCCGCCGCCGCCUGGUGCUGGCCAGCAGCUCCAAGCACCGCUGCCUGCAGAGCGGCGCCGCGUUCCGCCGAGGGCUCGGACCUUCCCUCAGCCUCGGCACCGACGAGGUGGAAGUUGAAGUUAAUGAUUCCUUGAUGCGGUUUUUCGAUCACUGCGCCAAGUUUGUAGCCUUGGUGGAAGAGAAUGACGCGGCAAUGUGCCAGGUGAACGCCUUCAAAGAGGGGUCGGAGAUGAGGAAGGUCUUGGAGAAGGUGGCGAGUGCCUUGUGUUUGCCGGUGGAGGAGCUGAAUGCAGAUCUUGUGCAAGUGGCUUUUCUCACCUGCUCGUAUGAGUUGGCUAUAAAAAAUGUGACAUCCCCAUGGUGCUCCCUCUUCAGUGAAGAAGAUGCCAAGGUACUGGAAUACCUGAAUGACCUGAAGCAAUACUGGAAGAGAGGAUAUGGCUAUGACAUCAAUAGUCGCUCCAGCUGCAUUUUAUUCCAAGAUAUCUUCCAGCAUUUGGACAAAGCAGUGGAAGAGAGCAAAAGUUCAAAACCCAUUUCUUCACCUUUGAUUGUACAAGUUGGACAUGCAGAGACACUUCAGCCGCUGCUUGCCCUUAUGGGUUUCUUCAAAGAUGACGAGCCUCUCAAGGCAAACAAUUACAUCAGACAAACACAUCGGAAAUUUCGCAGUGGCCAGAUUGUGCCUUAUGCAGCCAACCUGGUAUUUGUGCUUUACCACUGUGAUCAAGUGAAAACCUCUAACGAAGAGUAUCAAGUGCAAAUGCUGUUGAAUGAAAAACCGAUGUCGUUUCAUCACUCAAAUGAAACCAUCUCUACUUACGCGGACCUCAAGGACUAUUACAAGGACAUCCUGGAAAACUGCCACUUUAAAGAAGAGUGUGAAUUACCAACAGUUAAUAUUACUGCUAUUGACGAACUUUGAGGGAAUGAAAUGGAGUGGGUACUCUGCAAAUUGACCUCGGUUCUGUUCGACAGAUGUUGUGAACAAGCACUUUUGAUGAUUUGCUGCUGCUGUGUUGACUUUCUAAACUUGCAGAUUUGAUGGGUUGUCUUGGUUAACUCAAUGCACUGUUUAUUUAUUACAUAAGCAGAAUUACAAAAACAAAUGCUGUAACAGGAAUGUUGCUGAACCCUUGUAACAAAUAAGUGAUGCAAGAUGAAGCAUACCUGUAUGUUUAUAUGUACAAAUAAGUAAUUUCAUUGGUCAUUCCUCUUACAAAUGUGCUGUAGGUGGAUUUAAGAGCUGGGGCAGCUUCUGUUUUAUCAGAGCUGAAGGUGGUUGGAGUGAUUCAGUAUUGGUUUGUGCUGCCUGUUUUGCUAGCUGCUGUUUUCCUGUGGCAGGCAUGAAAUCAAACCUCUGAGCUUUUUUACUCCCUUUUCCUGAGCCUCUAGGAGGGAGAGGGUACAUAGUCCUUCUCCAUAGCUGCCCAACUUCUGCCUGGACAGCACCGUGCAAACAUCUUUCUUGGGCGUUUAAAGCAGGAGGAGUUGCAGUGUUCCUGUUUGCAUUAUCUGCCUGAAAAGGGUCCAGGAGCUAAAAUUCUUGAAUUCAUCAUCGACCCAUCCUGCAUAGCAAGUUAGCCUGCAGGUAAGUAAAUUGUCUUUAAAAAGAAGUUUAAAAAAAGAUAUAGUGAGGGAUUGGGAAGUAGUCACUCUUCCUUUAAGGUGCUCUGGGAGAUGCAGCAGUUGUUCUCUAAGUUUUCUGGUGUGUCCUUUCACUUGACACCAUUGAUUUCUUGUGUUAAAAGUUUGGGCUAGGGCAUUCAGAUUAGGCUCUGCUACGGCUACGAACAUCUUGGUCCUGAUCGGGUGCUGACAGUUUUCCUAGCAGCUCUGGUUGGAAGGGACCUCUGGAGGUCUCCAGUCCAGCCUCCUGCUUGAAAUGGGAUUUGGACUGUAAAAAGUACCUGGCUUGAGACUUGACUUCUGCUAGCUUUAAGGCACCCAACGUGGUGUCACUUACAUAGGCCUCAUGUAUUUGAUGUGCCACCUUGUUCUUGAAAUUAAGCUGGUUUUAAAGAAAUUAAUUGCGUACAAGUACUGGUGGUCUUCUAAAGCAACUGCACUUCAAGUAAGUUCACUUGCUACUGGAAGUUGGAAAGUAUUUUAGAGCUCUGCAGUGUGGCAGAAAAAGGAAAAAUGGAACAUAAUUGUCCAGAAACGUCUGAAAUGCAGUAAGUUAGAUACAAAUUCCUUCAUUGCCCAGCAGGGGAUGGCUGUGUGAACAUGUUGCCUGAAAGCAAAUGAGGAUGUGGAUUUAUGGUGCUGGUAGCUCUUGAAGUGCGUACUCACACCCUACAAUGAGCGUUUCAGAGCUCACCCCGUAUAGGGAGGCAUAGUUUGCUGUGUUUACUGGGGAGGGGGUAAAAGGGUGGCAUAAGCAAUUACCACAGGCUAUCAGAUACAUUAUAAAGAUUUACACCCUCAUGUGCUGCGAGGUAACUUCUUUUUGUAGGCUCACCUUCAGAACUGGGAACUUAACUGCUGCAAAAACAAAAACAGGAAAGAAAAAGCCAAACUGGCUCAACGUUGAGGAGUUAAACUUAGUGUCUAAUUUCUUUAUUUUUCUUGAGGACUUAGGCUUCUGUCACUUUUUUUUUUUUUAAUAUGGCUUAUAUAAGAACACUUAAGGUUUACAUAUCUGUAAGUUAAGGAGCAAUUAAAAACCCAUUUUUUACUGUUACACUCUGAGUUAAAGGCUCUUCCCUAUGUUGGGAUGUAGGGCCCUGUUUCAGUAGUGCACUGAUUUCUGUGGAGACCAAGGUUCUAAUCACUGAAGAUACUGAUUAAAACUGGUGGAUAUUUCAGCAUUAACAUCCCGGUGAGACACUUGCCUGUGUUUGCUCUGUGGAUCUUUUUCUGAAACUGGUGAAAUGGUUAGGGAGGAGUAUUGAUGCUGUAACAAAGGUAGGAAUAUAGGUGAGGAUAAUUGUCAGCACCAGCAUAUGACUUGUACUGCUGUAUUAGCUUUGCAUGUCUCCUUUUUUGUGUGAUCCUGCCUAGAGACUAGGUCAACUAAUCAUAAUUACCAUGACAGAUGCCUGUUACGAACUUUAUUGCAACAUUUGAGGCAAGCCUCAAAGAAAUGGACCUUUGUUUAAAGGCAGCAAAGUUUGGUAAAUAGCAGAUACAAGGGUGAGAAAAUCCACCUUUAAACAAAUAUUUUUUUCGGUGAGUCAGUCAUCCUGUGAUGAAUCAUAAUUUGAACAGAAGAUAUGAAAGCCCUGACUAUUGGAGAUGAAUGGAGGAUUUCUGUCUGUCAGUUCAGUGAGACUGACUUUAAAACAUCAUGUUUGUUAAAAGUUACCUCCUCCUUCCUUAUGGAGGAGGAAUACAUUGCACUUGACUGCUUUUUUUGAUCGUGUGCCAGAUGAGGUGGAGGAACCAAACACUUCCUUCUACAGUGGAGCAUCGUUUGCUUCUGCAUUACCAAGUUGAUUGUACGCUUAAAUUCCGUGCAAAGGACUCGAGGAUGACUCUUCAGAGGCUGUUUCCUAUUUUGCCUUGAAGCGCAAGUCCAUCAUACCUCCAGCACAACAGAUGUAUCGUCGGUGGCUGUCAGCAAUUAACUGAAAAGGCAAACGUGCUGUUUGGUUUCUGAUCUGUAUUUAAAGGAUGCACUGACUCACUACUUUGGCAGAAUUAGAGGCUGAAUGUGGAAACUUUGCACAACUGUAGCAAUAGAAGUGUUUGGACAUGUAAAUGUUCUAGGCACUUGUACAUGUGACUGAUUCUUACCAUCAGGGAUGUAACUUCACUAUCACCCUUUUAUUUAGUAAAUAUAUACAUAAAUUUGUUUAUAUACUAAAAAAGAAAACUAAAAUGGAUCAAAACGUUUUCAUAAAGUUGGCACUAGCUCAAUGAGUAGUCUUUAAAUGGGCUGCCGUAACUCAUGGCAUUGCAGAUUACCACAUCCAGAAAAAGUCCUGCAAGAAAAAUAAUGCUUUCUCUUCCUUCAUGUGGCUCUGGACAAAACUUCUCAUCUCAGUUGUCCGUCGACUCUUCUUUGUAACCUUUCUCAAACUGGAAGCUUUCCUUGAUGAAAAAUACCGACAGUGUUCUUGGAUGCUGGCCUUAAAUAUGUUUGAAAUGUAUUUUGUUAAAUGUCUAAAGCUUAACUAAUCUUUCUGGCAAAUUAAUUUUUUCCACCUAGUAAGUACUGCUGCUGUAAUUCUGGUUAGCGUCGAGCUGUCAGAUCACUGGACACAAUGCAAAUGUGUAAUAAUACGGUACUAACUGGAUGAAUUUUGAGAACUUGUAUUGGAUUUUCAGUGCUGUGAAAUAAAACUGCACACUUUCUUCAUCUCUGUUUUAUAAGCAGUAAUAAUGACACGAUCUUUAGUAUCAUGGCUGUGUUCUACUUCAAAAUACAUUUGGUAGGUUGCUAUUA
Grus americana (Whooping crane) is the source of this 4881-nucleotide messenger RNA. It is a transcript of the gene MINPP1, whose product is annotated as multiple inositol-polyphosphate phosphatase 1. Gene Ontology annotation, molecular function: acid phosphatase activity; inositol phosphate phosphatase activity. The record is from RefSeq and is a predicted model, not a curated record. NCBI's taxonomy places the organism in Eukaryota, Metazoa, Chordata, Aves, Gruiformes, Gruidae. The transcript is spliced from 5 exons. Bases 28 to 1413 code for a protein of 461 amino acids.